AUGCGUCUAAGACGAUCUACUGAAUCACCUCUCAGUAGAAUCAAACGCACGACUGCGCCUGAAAAACAAAUUAUGUCCGAUGAUUCCAGCACCGACCAUUCUUCCGACGGCAGUGAUGACAAUGGCAUCAGAAAUGGCCUAAUUUUCGAACCUGCCGAAAUAUGGUUUUCAGACUCCCAAUCCGAGAGUCUCGAGUGGGAGGAACAACCAGACUUAACCGUAUGCUUUGGAGAGAGUGAUAAUGAUGAUGACUGGGAAAGCUGGGGACAAGGGGAGGAACUAUCUUGCAUUCCCCUCCCCGACCAAACAGAAAUUGCAGAUUCUGCUGCCCAGAAGAAAUUUAACACUGAUAGACGAGGAUACAAGAAGUUGCAAAGAGCCCCUUCCCUUGAAUCUUACAGCCUCAAAUCAGACGGUUCGUCCAAAGCAGAGGAACACCUUGAAGAACAUUUUGACCACAAUGACAUACCACCUACACGACUUGAAAAGCAAUACCAUGAAACGUCGUGCAGUCAACUGGGCAGGGUUGAUGCUAACAGGGUUGCAGGUAACCGCCGUUCGCGCAGCACCUACUUCUCGCCACCAGUUCCGCAUCGCCCCUUUACGUGCACAAUUUGUGGCAUGGCGUUCGAGUGUUACCUUGACCUCCGCUAUCAUUUGUUGACCUGCCAUCCCGAUAACCCAUUUUAA
Messenger RNA from Echinococcus granulosus, 690 nucleotides. RefSeq lists its product as hypothetical. The record is from RefSeq and is a predicted model, not a curated record. The coding region runs from base 1 to 690 and encodes 229 amino acids. The transcript is spliced from 5 exons. Lineage: Eukaryota; Metazoa; Platyhelminthes; Cestoda; Cyclophyllidea; Taeniidae.